Molecule: messenger RNA, 1489 nt
Organism: Gymnodraco acuticeps
Lineage: Eukaryota; Metazoa; Chordata; Actinopteri; Perciformes; Bathydraconidae
Gene: ftr87
Product: finTRIM family, member 87
Exons: 7
Coding region: 54-1214 (386 amino acids)
Molecular function (GO): zinc ion binding
Source: RefSeq, a predicted model, not a curated record
GUGAGUCACGCCCAUCUUUGUCCCUCUCAGUUUCGGCUGGGAGUGUUUGGGAAAUGGCAGCAACAACUAUUUCUAUUGAACAGGACCAGUUCUGUUGUUCAGUGUGCCUGGAGGUCUUAAGAGACCCCGUGACUAUCCCCUGCGGACACAGCUACUGCUUGGACUGCAUCGAAGACUACUGGAACAGGGCCAAGCAGAAAGGUCAGUACAGCUGCCCUCAGUGCCGACAGGUGUUCAACCCCAGACCGCUGCUGAGCAGGAACACAGUCCUGGGGGAAGUGGUGGAAACUUUUCUCAAAUCUGGGGCUCGACAGUUGUCCUCAAAACCCGAGGAAGUGGCAUGCAGUGUGUGCACAGUGAGGAGGAAAAGAGCUGUUAAAUCCUGCCUUGUGUGCUCCGAGUCUUACUGUGCGGCUCACUCCAGGGUCCAUGAGGAGAGGUUUCAUGAGAAGGCCCACAGGUUGGUCCCUGCAGUGGACCAGCUGAAGGAGAAGCUGUGCCAACAUCACGAUAAACCACUGAGGCUGUACUGUCGCACCGACCAGCAGAGUGUGUGUUCCCAGUGUGUGAGAGAGAGACACAAGGGCCAUGACGCAGUCUCACUGGUGGAUGAGAGAUCAACGCAACAGAAAAAACUCCAAGAAGCCUCUUUGAAGUCUGUGCAAAAAUUGAAAGACACGGAGAAGGAGCUCAGAUAUGUUGUCAGAUAUAUCAAGCACUCCACAGAGGCAGCGGUGGAGGAGAGCGAGAGGGUUUUCUCCAGGCUGAUCCGCUCCAUAGAGAAACAGAGCAGUGAGGUGAAGGAAGUGCUGAGGGUCCAGGAGAGAGCAGCUGUCAGUCAGGCUGAGGAGCUGCUGGAGAAAAUACAGAGAGAGAUCCUGGAGCUCCGGAGGGCCGGGGCCGAGCUCGAGAGGAUUUCUCAAACUGAGGACCACACCGGCUUCCUUCAGAAGUGCAAGUCUCUUCAUUUCCCUACAAAGACUGUGGAGAUGCCCAGCACUGAUGCUCUUCAAUAUAUGAUGUAUAAAACCCUGAGGGGAGCCCUGCCCAAUCUCAAAGACAGUCUGGAUGAAACACUUGAAAGAGAAUUCAACAGGAUCUCUGAUAAAGUAAUGUCACUGAAGGAACCCAGCAAUACAGGUGUAUCUGAAAAAACCAAAGGUAGCAAAAGACACGGAGAUCCCAUACAACUCCGAACCGAAGACAAGAGCUGAUUUUCUACAUUAUCACCACGAUAUCGUCCUGGACCCGAACACAGCCAACCCUUAUCUGAGCCUCUCUGACGGUCGCAGAGGGGCGACCACGCGCUCGGAGCCCCAGCCCUACCCGGACCACCCGCAGCGCUUCAGCAGCUGGGCCCAGGUGCUGUGCAGAGCUGGGAUGGCUGGGCGCUGCUACUGGGAGGUGGAGUGGGCCGGGGAGGGAGGGGUUUCCAUCGGGGUCUGCUACAAAAACAUGGGCAGGAGUGGAGCAGGGAGCGACUGCAAGC